AGAUCUUUCUCUCGUCUUCUCUUCAGUGUCUCCUGAUACCAGUCCACUCGUUCUUCUGACUCUUCCGCAAUUCCACACUCCCAUCCGCAACUAUCCGACCCGGCUUAACUUACGCCUUACCUAACGAACCGUCAUCAAGAUGAAGCUCUCCGCUGCCGCCCUUCUUGCCAUCGUGGCCGCUGUCAUGGCCGAUGAGGAUAACUGGACCUUCUCGCCGCCGUCGCCGCCUCAGAAGUACACCACUAGCACCGUGUACAGCACGACGACCAAGACUAUCAUCAGCUGCCACCCCACCGUGACCUCCUGCCCGGCACACAGCACCGUUCUCACCACGGUCACCGUGCCCGUCAGGACCACGGUCUGCCCCGUGACCUCGGAGCUCCCGCCCCCGCCCGCGCAGACCUGGAGUGCGCCCCCUCCCCCGCCAUCGUCGGUCAGCAUCAUCAUUGGCUCCCCCUCCGGCUACCCGACUGCUGUCCCAUCCACGGGCAGCCUCGUGCCGCCCCCGCCUCCCCCGCCUCCGGCAUCCAGCGAGGCCUCCGUCCCCGCCGUCGUUGCCCCCACCCCCGUUGAGUCGUCCGUCGGCACCAUCACCAUCCCCAGCGGGACCAGCAGCGCCACCUUCGCCGUUGUCACUGCCGGUGCUGCCCAGAACAUCCAGCGUGCUGGUGGCGCUCUCGCCGUCGUUGCCCUGGCCGCUGCCCUGAUCUAGGGAAGCUGCUUUGGUUUCGGGGAACGGUGCCUGUUCAGGAGGGAGUUGCGCUUAGAAGGGUUGAUUGGAGAGGAAAUGGAAAGGCCGUGACUCUGCUACCUCAUGUCACUUUUUUUUCUGGCUGAGAGCGAGUCACGGCUGUCUCUUUGUCACUUGUGUUGCUGCCGGGUUAAGUUUCCGGUUCGGUCUCCUUGACUUGAUAGGAGACCGCCUCGGGACUUGCCUCGCGCUGUUUAAUAGUCUGGGAUAAUAUACGUGGAUUGCUACUUUGCCUAU
Molecule: messenger RNA, 988 nt
Organism: Phialemonium atrogriseum
Lineage: Eukaryota; Fungi; Ascomycota; Sordariomycetes; Cephalothecales; Cephalothecaceae
Exons: 2
Coding region: 140-712 (190 amino acids)
Source: RefSeq, a predicted model, not a curated record